Molecule: messenger RNA, 4280 nt
Organism: Tilletiaria anomala UBC 951
Lineage: Eukaryota; Fungi; Basidiomycota; Exobasidiomycetes; Georgefischeriales; Tilletiariaceae
Exons: 3
Coding region: 1-4074 (1357 amino acids)
Molecular function (GO): protein heterodimerization activity
Source: RefSeq, a predicted model, not a curated record
AUGGUGUCUUCACAGCCCGGCUCACGAGGGUCCAUCGUGACGAUCGGAGACGGCGGAAGUGCAGGAGGAUACACUUCAGCUGCACCCACCACGCCAACAUUGGCAACGGGUGCCCCGCUGCUGCACGUGUCAACGAUGCUAAUCAACGACUAUCCAUGCUACAUCUCCGCCCGCUCCGCCAACUCAAUAAUCUCCGAGUCCCGUCCGACGCGUAUACAGGCCGACUCGCUGAUUCUACUCAAUAAGCUCCUCGAUGAGCUCCUCCUCCUCGUGCUCCUCUCCGCUCGCUCCCUCGCCACGGACCGGAUCAAGACGGAAGGCAUGCUACGCGUUAUGAACAACAGCCUGCUCGCAAAGGAUGCCGUCCUCGAAGCUGAGCUCGAGCUGAGGAACUAUACCGAAGGCAAGCGCGCAGAAGGCGGCAGGGUGCCCCUCGGUCUCAUGGCCACCAGCAGGUGGGACGGCACCGCUCACUUCCCCGUGCAGAGCGCAUACAAUGCGCUCCGCACACGCUGCCAGAUCUACUCAACCCUCGGCGACCGCGAAGACUCGAACGCCGUGUCUGACCAGCACAUAAUGUCUGCCGACGGCAAGCCCGUGGCGACAAUCACACCUGGUGUGGCCAUCUAUGUGACAACGCUGCUCGAGUUUGUCGGCGAAAGGAUCCUCCAAGACGUGUCACGCGUCGUCGAACGCGACAAUUCUGACGUGGCCAGCCCCCGCGACCUCUAUGCUGCCAUUACAGAGGACGAGAUGCUGAGCCAGGUCUUUAAGUCCAUGGAGGUCCGGCAUGACUUUCUCCGCAGCUUGAGCGUCGCCGCACGCAGCAACUCGCACCUUGCGCGAAACAGCGUUGUCAGUGGUGGUUUUGGCUCCGGCUCCGGUGCCAGUGCAGGCCGGCGCGGCGGCGACAGCCACGACGGUGGCGGCGGCGACGACGACGCCAUCCUCGCUGCUGCCGCUGCCGCAGCUAACGCCGACGCGUGGCGCGCCGCCAAACCCUGGCAGGUGCCUAGCAGUGAGACCGACUACGAGCAAGCAGCAGGUGUGUCCCGCUUCUCCCGCCGUAUGUCCAAGCAGGAGCUGUCCAUCUCGACCGCCAUUGCCAACGGCGGCGGCCACCUCGACGGUGCCAGCGCCGGCCCGUUCGUCGCUUCGGUCAUGGGCCAGUACAACGCCGCAAGCAGCGUCAGCGACAAGGACGGCCCCAAGAGCACUACAUUUAGCAGCUGGUACGCGCACAGCAGCACCGGGAGCAUGUCCACCAGCAUGUCCAGCCUGCCCUCGGGUCCCUCGUUCGGCGGCGACACGACGCUGCAGCAUCAGCAGAGCGGCGGUGGCGGCGCUAUUGCUAGAUGCGGCCUGCCACAGCAACAAGAGGACGCGACGAGAAAAGGAAACAAGAAGGGCAUCAGCGGCAAUGGGUUUCUUAAUGGCGCCAGGAGGCGUGGGAGCUUUAAAAAGGACGGAGGCGGCACGCCCGAUGCCGCUGCUGUGCGACAGGCCUUCCUUGAAAAGGAUGCGAGGCACAGCAUGCCCGAUGUCGCUGUCGGCAAUGACCCCGAAGAUGACUUUGAGGCACUGAUGAUGUCCGGACAGACGAUGAAGGUUUCCUUAACACCUAACCGUCUGCGAACGAUUGAAGUCGAGCCAAAGGAUGCCGAGGCGAAAAAGAAUGCACGCAGGCGACCAGGCUUGACCCCUACUUCUCCGCUUGAUGCACCGCCUUCCUCUGCGGCAUUUGGCCGCAAGGCACCCUCUGCGCUCGACACGAAUGCUGCACAUUCUGCCUCUUCGAUUACCGAGCAGCCACGUUCCAGUACGCCCUCGGGGCGUCCCGUACGUGGCCCUAUAGCGCCUCCCAGCUCUUAUAGAGCCAUGAGCCCUUUACCAAGUGCGCCUUUCCGAAGCGGCACGCCGGACCUCUCCGGCGCGCGGCGCAGCCUGUCCAUCGCCAGCCCUGUGCGCGAACCUGACGACGAGAGAACCUACGAGGACGAGGAGGAGGGCGAGGCAGCUGGCGUGGCGGCGAUGGUGAAUGCGAAUCUGGUGCACCCCGACCCCAGCAUUGGCUCAUCUUCUCCUGCAUCCAGCCGCCGCCGCCUGGAGGCGCGCUCCAGCGAGCAGGUUGGCGUGGCCAACCGCGAUUUUGUCGAUUUGCUGAAUCGCGGUCCGGACUUACCGCCGCUCGGAAGGCGCGAGUCUCGUGCCAGCCAGCAGACGCUGGACGCCGCUAGCAAGGCGCGCAGCUCAGUUAGCGACCGCAUGCGCAACAUCUUUGGAGGGCGCAAGAACGUGCGCGACAGCAUUGGCUCGCUCAGCAGCACCUCCAAGCCGCCUAUGGCGGAGAGCCCAAGCUUUGGAGCAUCGAGCACUACGACCAUGAGCAGUGACUCACACAGGACAAGCUGGAAUACCAGCCUCGAUGACCUCCACGCGCCGACAAGGCGCAUCGGUGCGCAGUUCACCACCGCCAGCGGAAGUCUCGGCCGUAAGGUUGCCCAAUCGCCACAAACAUCCUCUACGCGUGUCCCUGUGACGGCCUUCCGGCCGCCAAGCUCUUCGUCGCUGCAUUCGCAUUCGUCUUCGGCAGACUACACGGCUGGCUCGCACAGCUCGCACCAAGUGCUAAAUAAACAGCCGCAACACCAGCAACCGAGCCUUCCUCCCACUCCAUCCACUAGCGGCCUGCCGCCUUUGCCAGAGAAAGAUGUACGUGCCUCCGCUGGUGCGUGUUCUGAUGCUGCCAUCACAACUGCCAGCGCUGCUCUGGCAUCACAGUCAGAAGUGUCUGCUCCCUCUGCUCAAGACACUACACCUCCUAGCACCUUUGACUCGCUAUCAACUCGCGAGGCAGUGCGGUCAUCUUCACCUGCACCAAGGCGCUCUAUGACUCCGACCGAUCCGACCAGCAGGGUCGUUCCAUGGGGUUACAACAACCGCCGAUCUUCUCUUGGACUACAGAUGCAGUCUCAAAUGCGUGGAGGAUCCUGGCGAGACUCGCAAGGGCAGCAGACGACUCAGCGCGAAUCACUCACGCAGGCCAUCGCUCCAGCCACUCAUGCUUCGAAGGAGGAGUAUGUCGCCCCUUCGCGACGCAGUCAGCAAAGUUCUCGCAGCGGUGUAGACGUUCUGUCUCUCGGUGAACCGGCCGCCAUAAACCCUUCUGUUCAAACGAAAGACGCAGGCACUGGCGUUUUCACACCGACACUGGCCACCGCAUCGGCGACGUGGGCGAUGGCACCAGGGUUUAGCAAUACACCUGCUUCUCCCAAGGCAGAUGAGCUGCAAAGCCAUGCUUCUAGUGAUGUAAGGCGCAACUUACUCGAGCUUGAGGUGCGUAUGAGGGCGUGCGAAAGUGCAGACGCAUGUCGAGCUCUCUUGCGACAAACGAUCCAGGCUGCGGAGGAAAGAUCUGCAGACCAGGCCGACGACCAAACAAAGAUCGAAGGACAAGCGGCGGAAGGAAGAAAGUUUGUAAAUCCUCCAGCUGAGGAAACGGUAGAAAAUGGCGACGAGGCGAAAGCACCAGCUGGUACACCAGCAUUGACGUUGACUUUGCAAGGGCCGAGUGAAAUCACAGGCAAACCAUUGACCACUCUGGUCAUGGCAGACGCGUACGAUCCCAGAAGCGACUCUAAACACAGCGGGGAGAAUCACGCGAAUGUGGCGAGCUGGCUUCUGGAUGAAGGUGCCCACAUCGAAGACGUGCCCCGGUCCAAUGGCAAUUCUAUUGCGAACGGCGACAAGGACGCUCCACAGAGCAAGAGCGUUGGCACAUGUCUGGCCUCUCUAUCUGCAGGCUUGACCGAUGCGGGCCACGUGGCGCCCGAAUCUUCGCAUGCAGGUUAUGCGACAGCGGAAGAAGGCUCGUCGGCUGCACACAAUGUUUCGCGAUUGGCUGUGGUGAGCGCAGGACACCAUUCGGACAAGCUGCAGCAGCCGCCAAUCUUGCUCUCUGUGCCGUUCGGCUGCAUCUCUCCCCAUGCAGAGGACGAGCAGGGGCUGAGCAGCGCCAGCUCGACGGCCAACUGGAUGUGCCGCGAUGCCCAGGAAGACGUUGACGACGCGUAGGUAAAGGCGAAGCAAUCAUGGAAGGAAGGAAAGGAGAUGCCAACUCUUUUUGAAGGAAACCAAGCGUGCCCUGCCAGGUGGUUGCGCAUUUUCCUGCGAUGCCCUGCGCGACCUUCCGCGGGCGCCGCGCAAUGAAUACCAAACUCGUUUACUGUACUUUGUCAAUGUGUAUUAUACCCCGCAUUGGUACUGCCUGCGAUAUCCUC